Messenger RNA from Papaver somniferum (opium poppy), 2574 nucleotides. RefSeq names its product vacuolar fusion protein MON1 homolog. Gene Ontology annotation, biological process: protein targeting to vacuole; vesicle-mediated transport. Bases 122 to 2362 code for a protein of 746 amino acids. The transcript is spliced from 14 exons. NCBI's taxonomy places the organism in Eukaryota, Viridiplantae, Streptophyta, Magnoliopsida, Ranunculales, Papaveraceae. The record is from RefSeq and is a predicted model, not a curated record.
GAAACCAAAGAGCAGGAGAUCAUGGUCAGACACACCUAAUAAUCCCAACUCCCCAAAAUCAAAACCCUAACCCUAAAAUUUCAUUCUAAUCACACGCAUUCCCCUAAAUUCCUCUCCGAAAAUGUCUUCAGCUUCUAAUUCACCCGAUUCCACAAAUCAAAACCCUAAACAAGUAGUAAUUACAGAUCAAAUUUCUUCUUUAACAUUGGCCGAUGAAUCACAAAAAGUAGAAGAAGCACAAGGAGUAUCAAUUUCGAUUGUGAAUGGAUCUGAUGGUGAUGUUAAUUCCGAUCAGAAUGAUAAGACCCAAGUCCCAGAAGAAGAAGAAGAAGGGGGAAAUGAUUCAGCAAUGGUGUCUGCAGAGGAGGAGGUUGAAGUUUUGGAAGAAGAAGAAGGAGGUAUUAGAGAGAUAAAUUCUUCAUCUGGUGGUGGUGGGAUUGAUAAUUUGGAGCAACAAAAUGAGGGAAAUGGUUCAGCAACGGUGUCUGUAAAAGAGGAGGUUGGAGUUGUUGAAGAAGAAGGGGCUAGAGAGGUCAAUUCAUCGUCUGGUAGUGGUAUUGAUGAAAUUGAAGGAACAAAAGUCACUCCUAGUACCAGUGGAAAUGGUUCAGCAAUGGUGUCUGUAAAGGAGGAGGUUGGAGUUGUAGAAGAAGAAGGUGUUAGAGAGAUAAAUUUGUUAUCUGGUGGUGGUGGUGGAGGUAAUUAUGAGCAGGAAAUUGAGGGAAAUGGUUCAUUUUUGGUGUCUGUAGAGGAGGAUGAAGUCCCAGAAGAAGAAGAGGAAGGGGUUAGAGAGACGAAUUCUUCAUCUGGGGGUGGUGUUGAUGAAAUUGAAGGAGCAGUAUUAAGUCCUAGUAGUAGUGGAUAUGCUGGUGAAUUGGGAACUAAUAGUGGAACUAGUAACUCUGGAAUUGAUGAGAUUGAAGAACAAGAUGGAAUUGUUAUUAAUGAUGGUGUAAAUUUGCAAGAUAAUUUGAAUGAUGGGGCUUCGGAUGCGUGGGUUGCUGGGAAACGACAUUCAGAUGAGGAUGAUGGCUCAGCAUCUUGGAGGAAAAGGAAGAAGCAUUUUUUUGUUUUGAGUAAUUCUGGCAAGCCGAUAUACUCCAGGUAUGGAGAUGAACACAAGCUUGCAGGGUUUUCGGCUACAUUGCAAGCAAUUAUAUCCUUUGUGGAGAAUGGGGGAGACAGUGUUAAAUUCGUAAGAGCCGGAAAACAUCAGGUAGUUUUUCUUAUGAAGGGACCGAUUUAUUUGGUGUGCAUAAGCUGUACUGAAGAGCCUCAGGAGUCAUUAAUGGGUCAAUUGGAACUAAUCUAUGGUCAGAUGCUUCUUAUCCUAACUAAGUCUGUGAAUAGAUGUUUUGAGAGGAAUUCAAAGUUUGAUAUGACACCCUUGCUUGGGGGAACAGACUGUGUCUUUUCAUCGCUUAUCCAUUCCUUUGGUUGGAACCCUGCUACAUUUCUUCAUGCAUAUACUUGCCUUCCUCUUGCUUAUCCUACAAGGCAAGCUGCAGGAGCUAUAUUACAAGACGUAGCUGAAUCAGGUGUUCUUUUCGCGAUAUUGAUGUGUAAGCACAAGGUUAUCAGUCUUGUUGGUGCACAAAAGGCAUCCCUUCAUCCUGAUGAUAUGCUUUUACUCGCCAAUUUUGUCCUGUCCUCAGAAUCCUUUAGGACAUCUGAAUCAUUCUCACCAAUAUGCUUGCCAAGAUAUAAUCCAAUGGCGUUUCUGUAUGCAUAUGUGCAAUAUCUUGAUGUAGAUACGUAUUUGAUGUUGCUUACCACUAGUUCAGAUGCCUUUUAUCAUCUCAAGGACUGCAGGAUGCGUAUCGAGUCGGUGCUUGUGAAGUCAAAUGUUCUCAGUGAAGUUCAGAGGUCCAUGCUAGAUGGUGGUCUCCGUGUAGAAGAUUUGCCUAUCGAUCCUUCUCGUCCUGUAUCUUCAUCUCCUCAUCUGGGGCAAGGAAGGCUUACGCCUGAUUCUCUUGAGCGAUUAAAAGAAGCAGAUCAUGGCAUUGGUGGUCCUGCUGGACUAUGGCAUUUCAUUUAUCGAAGUAUUUAUCUGGAUCAGUAUGUGUCAUCAGAGUUCUCAUCUCCAAUAAACAGUUCUAGACAACAGAAAAGAUUGUACAGAGCAUACCAGAGGGUUUAUGUUUCCAUGCAUGGCGAAAAUGGUCCACAUAAAACACAAUUUAGAAGAAAUGAAAAUUAUGUUAUACUAUGCUGGAUUACUCCGGAUUUUGAACUUUAUGCAGCAUUUGAUCCACUUGCAGAUAAGGCAUUGGCUAUAAAAACUUGCAAUCGCGUAUGUCAGUGGGUAAGAGAUUUGGAAAAUGAGAUUUUCUUGUUGGGGGCAAGCCCCUUCUCAUGGUGAUUGUUUUCUUUUUCAUACUUGUGUAUGCACAAAAUGUACUGUAUUUAUCUAAUAAAAUCUUCCAAUUUUGUUACUGUGCAUUUUCGUUUCCAAAUUUUGUAUGAUCUGAAGAAUCAAAGUUGAGAUAUUUAGGCUGCAACAUAAUUCUGUAAAAUCACCUUUGUUAAAUCUCUUGAUUCUUUAGUAAUCUAAAUUGAAAUCAAUUGAUUGCA